AUGGGGCACCCGUCCCUUCCACGUCUGCGCGCUAUGUCUAGUCAGCGUCUUGUCCUAGGCCUCCCACGUGUCUUGCCGUCGCUGCCGCCUUCGCCUGCGCCGCCGUGUCGUCCCUGCGUCGAGGGUAGGCUGCGCGCCACCCCUCACUCCUCCUCCCUUCGUCCGGCCACCGAGCCUUUUGAGACGCUUCACUUGGACGUCUGGGGCCCAGCCCCUCGUCUAGGCCCUGAGCGUGAGCGUUACUUUCUGGUGGUAGUUGACGACUUCUCCCGCUACACCACAGUGUUCCCUCUGGCGAAGAAGUCUGAGGUGACUUCUACGCUGAUCAGGUGGUUGCUCACCACUGAGGACACUCGUGGUCGUCGUGUCAGCUGUCUCCACUCCGACCGUGGGGGUGAGUUUCGCUCCGGCAUUCUCGCUGGAUUCUGUCGCGAGCAGGGCAUUCGUCAGUCCUGGACGCUUCCAGAGUCCCCACAGCAGAAUGGGGUUGCUGAGCGCCGCAUAGGCCUGGUCAUGGAGAUCGCCCGCACCUCCCUGACUCACGCCUGUGCCCCCCAUUUUCUGUGGCCCUACGCGGUCAGGUACGCCGCGCACCAGCUGAACCUCUGGCCACGUGUCUCUCGACCAGAGGUUUCACCGACCAGUCUUUGGACAGGGUCCCCUGGUGUUGCGUCGCGGUUUCGUGUCUGGGGGUGCUUGGCUCUUGUCCGCGACACCUCCGCGGACAAGCUCUCGCCUUGUGCCGUCCCCUGUGUCUUCCUUGGUUUCCCUGAGGACUCCUCUGACUUCACCUUUUACCACCCUCCCUCUCACCGGUUCUUUGACUCCCGUGACGUCCGUUUCGAGGAGUCCACUCCGUACUACGUCAGGUACCCCAGUCGAGGUCUCCCGGUUCCUCCUCCCCCCCUCUUCCUGACUGCCGUUCCCCCUCCUGCUCCCCCGGUACAGCCUCCCCCCCCUGGUCCAGCCCCGUCAGGUGUGUCCCAGGCUACCCCUCCUCCUUCGGUAGCCCCUCCGGUACAGCCUCCCUCCCCACAGUCCUCCUCGCAGCGUGCCGCUGGUGCUAGCUCUCGAGAGGUUGGUGAGGCGCCUGUUCCUGUACCGGUUUCUGGUUCUGGGGUGCUGGAGUUGGAGCUGGAGUUGGAGCUGGAGUUGGCACUGGAGUUUCUGGUUCUGGGGGUGCUGGAGUUGGAGCUGGGGUUGGAGCUGGAGUUUCUGGUUCUGGAGUUGGAGCUGACCCGGUGGGUGCAGAGGACUCUUGUCGUCCGGGAGCUGGUGCUGGCCGCGCGGACACUGGGGGUGCUGCGUCUGGGGGUGAGGGUGCGCCUCCUUCGGGUUCAGGCUCGUGUUCGCCGUGCCCGUGACGAGCAGCUGGCGUUGGAGAGAGAGGAGAGGGAGUUACAGCGGCUGGAGGAGCAGCAGCAGCAGCUGGAGCCGCAGGAGCAGCAGCAGCAGCAGCAGCAGCUGGACCCGCAGGAGCAGCAGUCCCAGCAGCAGCCGCGUCCGCAGCAGCAGCAGUCGCAGCCGCAGCAGCAGCAGCCACUUCCUCCUCCUGUCUCGGGUCUUCGGAUCCUUGGUCUCCCCUCCCCUUCUCCUCCCUCCUCCGCCUCUCCUCCUGUCUACGGUCCCACGUUUCCUCCUCCUGACUCCUCCCCCGCUGUUUUCCCCAGUUCUCCGCCUUUGUCCUCUCCUCCUCCGUCUCAUUCUUGGGCUACUCGUCGCUCCCCUCGUGCUCGUCCCUCGUCUCCUGUUCCCUUCACUGACCUUCGUACUGCCUUCCUUCUUUCUAGUCCACCUCGUCCGUCUCAGUCUGUGCUUCCGUCUCCUCCUGAGUCGGCCCUCACUGUGUCGCUCCCUACUCCUGUCACUGACUACUACCGCACGUACCGUCCUGUUCUCUCUCGUGUUCUCGCCUCUCUUGUUACUCACCCUCGUGCCUCUGUGUCCUCUGUGUCCGCUCUUACUGCCGCAGUUACUGACUUUGCCUCUACCCGCCGCCUUGACUACGCCACCACGCUUGUGGCUGCUCCUCCUACCAGUCCUCUGGCCGUCGGGGGUGUGUCUGCCCUUGGCUGUGACGCCCUAGAGGACAGGCAGUUUGAGCUAGAGUUCCUGGCGGCCGCUUCCCCUCAUCUCUGUGCCAUGCUCCUCGCCCCUGAGGGUGACCCCGACGCCCUUGACAUUCCGACUCCUCGCACUUACGCUGAGGCAGUGUCAGGGCCUUGGGCCUCUCAGUGGAGAGCUGCCAUGGACGCAGAGAUGGCCUCCUACAGAUCCACAGGCACCUACGUCGAUGAGGUUCCCCCCCCUGGGGCGAACGUAGUCGACGGCAUGUGGAUCUACAGGGUGAAGCGGCCACCGGGAUCUCCCCCGGUCUUCAAGGCGCGCUACGUGGCUAGAGGUUUCAGUCAGCGCGAGGGAGUUGACUUCUUUCAGACCUUCGCACCUACCCCGAAGAUGACCACUCUUCGGGUGUUACUACACGUAGCAGCACAGAGAGACUACGAGUUACACUCUCUCGACUUCUCCACUGCUUUCCUUCAGGGCAGCCUACACGAGGAGGUCUGGUUGCGUCGUCCCUCGGCCUUCACUGGCACCUUCCCUCCUGGGACCCAGUGGAGGCUGAGGCGACCUGUUUACGGUCUUCGCCAGGCCCCUCGUGAGUGGCACGACACUCUGCGUUCUACCCUCUCUGACCUUGGGUUCCAGCCGUCUUCUGCCGACCCGUCGCUGUUCGUUCGUCGUGGCUCCACACCGUUCUUUGUUCUGGUCUACGUCGACGACCUCGUUUUCGCCACUUCGGACAGGGUUGCUUUGGCAGACGUGAAGUCCGAACUGCAGAAGAGACACACGUGCACUGAUCUUGGUGAGCUGCGCCACUACCUUGGCCUGCAGAUCACCAGGGACAGAGCCGCUCGCACCAUUACACUCUCACAGUCACACAUGGUGCAGCAGGUCCUUCAGCGGUUCGGGCUUCAGCACUCCACCGUACAGCGCACACCUCUAGCUGUUGACCACAGACUCACUGGUCCCUUUCCUGACGAGCCGUUUGAGCCUAGUGGUCCCUACGCAGAGCUUGUGGGUUGCCUCAUGUACCUGAUGACUUGUACUCGCCCGGACCUCGCCUUCCCUCUCAGCAUCCUUGCGCGCUUUGUUGCGCCAGGGAGACACCGUCCUGUUCACUGGACGGCAGCUGUGAGGGUGGCGAAGUACCUAGCGACUACAUCAGGCGUGGGGCUAGUUCUUGGAGGGCAGCAGUCUGUCGUACUCACUGGUCACUGUGACUCCUCUUACGCUGACGACGCUGAGACUCACAGGUCUACUCAGGGGUACUGUUUCAGUCUGGGUUCUGGAGCUGUUUCCUGGCGUUCCACGCGCUCCUCUUCUGUCUCGACCUCUACAGCUGAGGCUGAGAUUUACGCUGGUGCCAUGGCGGCACAGGAGUUACGGUGGUUGACCUUCUUGCUCGCCGACCUUGGUGAGCGGCCGAGCUCUGCACCGACCUUGUUUACUGACAACAAGGCGUCGAUCCUCCUCUGUCGUGAGCCGCGACUGGAGAGCAGAGUGAAGCACAUUCACAUCAGGUACUUUCUUCUGCGAGAGUUGCAGAGGCGUGGACAGGCUCGCUUCGAGUUUGUAGAGUCCGAGGCCAACACUGCAGACAUCUUCACCAAGGCGCUUCCGCCUUGUGACCACCAGAGGUGUUGUGUGCAGUUAGGCCUUGUUGACACAGGUUCUAGUCAUGCGUAG
Messenger RNA from Closterium sp. NIES-65, 3750 nucleotides. The record is from the annotation of a GenBank genome assembly. NCBI's taxonomy places the organism in Eukaryota, Viridiplantae, Streptophyta, Zygnematophyceae, Desmidiales, Closteriaceae.